ACUGAUCGGAAGAAAAAAGAGAGCAUCUUUGAAUUAUCCAAAUUUCUCGAUAAGAGAGUCCGAGUGAAGUUUCAAGGUGGCAGAGAAGGUAAGUGUAGGCAUUUCUUUAUGAAAGCAAAUGUUCAGGAAGAAAAAAUGCGCCCAGUUUCAAUUCGACGCGUUUGUGACACGCCUCUGUACUCUGUAAAACCAGAAGUUCCAAAAUUAUCAGAAGAGUACUUCUUUAUGGUCAAUCUUUGUUAAUAUAUUUUAACUUUCCUGGGAGAAAACACUCUCUCUUCACUGCCAGCAAGCAAGACUUGCAGGAAAUAAAUAUCUCAGCUAGCCAUGUACAAUGAGGGAUACUCCGGAUUUCAAGUGACGGGGGUGAUCAAAUUGGGGCAAAAAUCAAAACCCCAAAAAAUCCGUAGACCAAAAAUUAACCUCCAAAAAAAAUCCCAUGGCGAAGCUCCAAGCCUUAAACAUUUCCAGAAAGCUUAAAUGAUAUAGCACGUUGUGCUUCAUUUGGUUGUAGUUAUUUGCAGAACUACGACGGUCACUACCAGGAAUCUUCAGAUUGUUUUGAAUACCCCCAAAAAUUCCUACUUAAAUCAAGCUACCCCAAAAACUACUUGCCGAAUUUUCCUACCCAAAAAAAUCCCGGAAACGAAAAUGUCAAACCCCGAAAAAUCCUUCGAUCAUCCCUGUCACUUAAAAUCUGGAGUACCCUCCCUGGGGUUUUACCCCAUCUAACAGUUUACCAGUCAAGGAGCCCAGUUUUCUCUUAGUAAAUGGAACGUUUCAUUUGUUAUUUGUACCCACCUCCCCUUGCAUGGAGCACAUGAUUCCACCAGGCCCUUUUCUGUUUGCCCCCUAUGGAUGGUAAGAUUCUGACAGGCUAAUUCUGCCUGAAAUUUGGAUUGCAACACCGUCAUAAUUAGGGAUUGUGACAGCUACCAUACAGGGAAGAAUUCAAUUCUGACUCCUCUUUUAAAUCAAAUUAUAAUGAUUCUCAACACUGGUGUUCAAUAGUGAUUCUGUAGCCCUUAUACAUGUGUAUUGGAAUUUCCAAUCAACACCAACGCAUGUUGAAUACCAUUAUAAUAUGUUAGUGGUUGAAAUGUCAUACCAGCAAAGUGACCCUGUCACAAUGACACCAUGAUCUUUCAUUGUUAAGUUUUCUAAUCUAGUUGCAACUUGAUUUUCAGCCACAGGGGUAUUGAAAGGUUAUGAUGCAUUACUAAAUGUAGUACUAGACAACACAACAGAAUAUUUGAGAGGUGGGUGAUGUCUACUUUUUUGUGCCCACAUUUACGGUACCUCAAGUCCUGAGAUAUUAGUAUAACUUCUAAAAAUAAUUAAAACGUGCAUGUUACAAUGGCCAAAAGAACACAGGCACCUUUCCUGCCAGGGGCAUAGCCAGCCCAUAGACCUGUAGGCCCAGGUCUACAAAUUUUUUGUUUGAUCACUCUACUGCUUUAAUUAUGCAUUGUUGGGAUGAAAGCCUAAGAGCUCAAAGUGUUGAUGAGGUCAGUGCGUACUAGUCAUGCGUGCAAUUUUCAGGAUGGCUAAGCCCCUGCCUGCUGGGGCAGCUUAUAGACUUUGACAAAUACGUUGAUUGCAUUUCUAAAGCUGCUGACUUCUUGUUAGUAAUAAAAACAAUGAGAAGAGAACCUUCAGUGUGAUAAUAUUUUUUAUUACUAAUUCAUAUCUGUGAAACUGUCGAUUUUCUUACAAUCAGUGACUUGUUACUAUCAAACUGCUCUUGGGGAAACACCCUUUCCAACCACUACAAGGAAUAUUUCAGGCUACCUCUCUCUUCUCUUGGGGUUAUAUUCCAGUAAUCAUAAAAGGUAAAAUGUCAUACAUAUUAUCCUGAGUUACUGUUGUGGAGGAAACUAAAGCCCGUAAUGUGAUCCUUAAUACUACCCAGUUUAGUACUAGCCACAAGUUUAUAACAAGAUUGGCCUUUUUUUUGUAAUUUUAUUUGUCUCUUUACCCAUAGAUCCUGAUGACCCAUUCAAACUAACUGAUGAAACUAGGCAGCUUGGCUUGGCUGUCUGCCGUGGAACUGCUGUAGUGUUAAUUUGUCCUGUAGAUGGAAUGGAACCUAUUGCAAACCCAUUCUUACAACAAGAAUGA
Molecule: messenger RNA, 2121 nt
Organism: Porites evermanni
Lineage: Eukaryota; Metazoa; Cnidaria; Anthozoa; Scleractinia; Poritidae
Source: the annotation of a GenBank genome assembly